UUUACGUCAGAAAUGUAAGAGAUGGCAGCUGGAGGCGACUGGGCUUCACUGCCCAGUGUUGUCCUUGAGGAUAUAUUUUCUAAAUUGUCGCCUAAAGACAGGAUUCGAGCCUCGUCUACGUGUCAUAAAUGGAGGGAGUAUCUGUUUCUACCUCAGUUUUGGCCAGUAAUAACCUUCAAUUUGAGUUAUAAAGGCCGUUCAAGAUCCAGAUUUUUUAGUUCAAAAUGCGCGAAAUUCGUGAAGGAAGUAACGAUCGAGUUCAAUUCUACUCGAUGUUCACAAGUCUGGGAUUGCACUCGGUUACUUGAAUUGCUUUCAAGAAAUGGGCAGCUAGAAUGUUUAUCUCUUCGCCCAUCAAACUGUUAUUUUGAUGGAGGUGAUGGUAGUUUAGAAAGCUUCCUUGAAUCUCUUCGACUAGUCGUGAAAAGAAACAGACGUCUCCUCCACUUGUCUUUGGGUUGCACUGAAAUCCUCUUGAAUAACUCACAAGAGGUGUUGAGUCUUCUUGUAAAGUACCAUGCACCAUAUCUUCAGUCCCUGCAUUUAGCCAGUGUAAAAGAAGACUCCAGCUCAUACAGUAUGCCCUUUUUUGGCCUCGACUGUAUUUCUGCUUUCUCAAAUUUACGGUCCCUGAGUUUGGAUUAUGACUUUCUCUCCCCGAAAGUUAUGUUCACUUUGGCUCAUCGUCAGCACACUGCUCCUCCAUUGCAAAGUCUCAGCAUACAUGUCCACAGGGUGGGGCAUCAGCCAAUCAAUGAAAAAAUGUGGAAAGAAUUGGUUGAAUCGAGUCCAAAUAUGGAGCUAACAUUAAGCUUUGUACACUCCUUAGACGGCAUCCAAGCGCUCUUAGAUAUCCUGAAGCCAUCUAUGCCACUUACUCAUUUUCGACAAUAUUUUUGUGGUGAUAUAAGUGUAGCUGCCCUCAACAUGAUGAGCAACCACUAUCGAUCCACACUGCACUCUUUAACAAUCAUUGAGGCUAUUGAAAUGCAACCCAUCAACUAUAAUAACUAUGACACUGAAGAUCCUUUUGUGAUGCUGGCGUGGCGUUGCACUAGACUAGAAGUCUUAAAAUUAAUUGGUGUUUCAUUAGAUCAGAAAGACCUGGUAGCAAUAGCUCGACUUAGAAGUGGUCUGCGUGAGCUUAUGGUGCCAUCUUGCUGUGUAUUUUGGAGUGAAGAAGAUGAAGACUAUUAUGAUGAGGAUGAAGCUUUGUUGGAUUUGCAGUACAAGGUGUCUGAAAGCCUGGGAAGAAGAUGGCAGUUGUUACCGGAGUUCAGUGUUCCGCCAGCAGUCUUCUUCAGAAAUGCCAAUGCUGAUAAUGCAUAUAUGAAUGAAUUACUUGAAGACCAAACCUGGAGAAUAAACAGCUAGACCUCUCUAAGCCAGACAGUGUUAACAUCAUGUUUUAGACAUUUUUUAAAAAUAUUUUUGAGUGCCAGAAAAUAAAUAGAAUUUAAUGUGGCAAGAUUUUUUUAUUUUUUUUGCUAAAAACAAACAUUUCUUAGUUUAUAAUUUGGAUCUAACUUACAGCAGUUCAAUCAAGUUGUAAGCUUUUUAAAUGGCCUAAAUUUUUAUAAAAUCAUUACCAAGAUUUUUUAAUGCAUACAGUUUUGUAAACUAUGUUUGUUGCCUAUAACGUAAUAUCAUUUAUAAAUCCAUUCAUUAAUUUUGUUCUCUAGUAUCAUUGAUUAAAGUAUAACAAAAUCUUGUUUUCAUUAGUCUCUAAUUUACAUAUUUUUAUUUAAUGAACGAAAUGAUAGUUUUCUAGCUAUGGAAAAAAAAAUACCCUAAUUUGUCAUUACAGCUUCAUUUUUUUUUUAUUUAUCCUUUGUACAUAGUUGUUUACAAUUUUGAUUUUUGACUACUUUAAUGUGAUUGUUGAAAACGAAAAAGGUUUAAUGGAUGGGAUGAACAACUUUGCUAGAGACCUUUUUUAAGUAUUUUGUUAAACAUCAUAAAUGGACAAUCGGGUAAUUAAGUUUUGUAUGCAUUAUAGAACAGACAUUGUAGUUGUCUAGUAAAAUGUAUAUGUAAAUAUGUGCAUCGUUUAUAAACUGUUUCCAAGUUUAUUGUAAAUAUUUUCACCUUCUAAAGUCAAGCUAUGAAGAGAUGGCCAUCAACAAAUAUCAAAAGACAACGGACUUAUACUCAUUUAAAAAACUAAAUAACCGUUGGUACUUGAACAUCCAACAUAACACUACUUCACAGAACCGGAAUUAUGGAUGCGAACAUAUUGAAGAGAUCUCUGUGAUAUACAUAAAUAUAUUGUGAUAUGAAUCAAUUAUAUAUAUAUAUAUAUAUCUAAAUAUAUACACAUUUUAAUUUUUGUAUGUGUGUGCAUAAAAAGACUUUUCGCAAUUUGUUCUGAUGACAUAGAUGAAGUGCAAUAUUUUCUUUGUUGCAAAAAAAAACAAAAAUUUUUUUUUACUGCAGUCUAGAUUUGUGUCAAAGAUUAGAAGAAAUUUUAAAUUUGUUUUUUAAAAAUCUUUGUCACCUUGUGAAGAGUCUUUUUAUGCAAGCAUAAUUAAAGUUGUUACUACGUCAACAUGGAAAUCGAAAAGAACAUUGUUUUACAGAUAGCAGAUUUUAUUGAAAAGUUUUUGUUGCUAAUAACUGUAAUACUUAGCAAAUUCAUUGCUGUGAUCCAGUAGGACAGCUAAUUAAUUUAUAAGCUGUAAUGCCAUAAGAAUAUAUAUAAUUUAUAAAAAAAAAAAUUUGAAAGUAGAAAAACAUUGCCUUUUUUUUAAAUUCACUUUAUUACCAAGUUGGAUUUUUGUUUUGUUAUCUUGUAAAGUUGAGAAUUUUGUUUAAGAACUUUACAUUUUUUUUUUUUUGUUGUUUUUUUCAUAAUUUUUUUUUUCUUUUUAAAUAUUUUGUUAAUAUUGGAAUGUUGAUUUCAGUAAUUUAGAUUUAACAUCAGAUACAAAGAAUUAAAGGUAGUCUCAUUUAAAAUAAAAUUAUUAUAGCAUACACUUAGGUGUGACUAGGCCUAUUUCAGAAAAAACAAUUUAACCUAAAUUUUAUCCCUAGAAAUUUUUUUAAGGGUUGGGAAAAGACAUUAAAGUUGGAACAAAAACAACUGAUAUAAUAUUUGAUAAAGAACAUUUAUUUACUAAAAUAUAUUUCUAUAAACUUAUAUUUCAUUUAUUGAAAAUAAAACAUUUAAGGGUACAUUUUUUAGAUGUGCUAAUUAAUUUAAGGCUACAUCUUUGAGAUGUGCUGUCAAUAAUUUUUCUUUAAAGGGCAUCAUUUCUUCCAUAUUUUUGUUUUACAUUGAACCAUUAAUCAUUUCUGUCACUCUUGCCUUCCUUCAUGUAUACCUCAUUGAUUGUCUUGUUCUGUAAUUAUUUUCUUAUUGAUUGUUUUGUACUGUAAUUAUUUUCUUAUUGAUUGUUUUGAUCUGUAAUUUAGAUCUAUUUCCUAUUGGGUUGUUAAGAUUUUCAACCAACAGGAAAAAAACAACAACAAAAAGCUUUUAUCUGAUAAGUGCAGACUUCAGACCAGGUACAUUCCACCAAACAACAUGCUGCAGAAAGGAGAGCCCAGCUCCUAAGAAUAAUAUAUGCCUUGUAAAUCCAAGCAUUAAAGAUCUUUUUUUUUGUCAAUUGAAUACAAAAGAACACAUGUCUUUCAGCCAACAUCUGGCACAAUAUUUAAAUCACCAACUUAGAAUAACAUGUCAUUGGGUUUUUACAGUUUUGCUGUGAGUUUAAACUUGAAAAACUUUUAUUACUGUUCUUUCAAGACCAGAGUGUAUGUAAUUUUGUAUAUAUUUUUUUCUUUUCAUAAAUCUGAUUUGGUAGUUUCUCUUCAUUUGAAAACUAAAUAUAUAUGUCUGUCUGGGUUUUUUUUCUCUAUUUUUUUGGGGAGGUGUUUAUGUUUUUCAUAAAUUUUGUUAUAAAAACAAGAAAAAAGUAAACAUAUUAGCAUAUUUUUUUUUAUAGAUUCUUACUUCUACAUUACUUUAUUUGCUAAAACAAAAAUCUAAAACAUAUUCUAGCAAUUCUUUUUUAAAGCUUAUUUUUAUAAAAUUUAAAUUAAAUUUAAAAACUAUUUAAAUUAAAUUAAAUUAGUAUUAAUUAAAUAAAAUUAAGUUUCUAGCUAUUUUCUUGAAAUCUCUAGUUUUCAUCAUUUCAAGCUUAGUCUCAUGUAUGUGUGCUUCUCAAUUUUUAUUGCUAAUGCAAUUUUCUAAUUUAAACAAAAACGAUUUGAAAACUUUUUUUCCAAAAUAUGAUUUUGAAAAUACAAAACUAAAUGGCAUUUGUUUAAAAACCUUUAAUACCUAUGUAUGGGUGACCUAACAAAAUAGCGCGGACUUACAUACGAUGUGAAUAGAAGUACCGGAUUAAUAGUAAUUUAAAAUUACAUCUCUAUCUUUUUCGAAAUUAAUAGAUCUGAAAGUAUGCCAUAUUUGCAGAGAACGAGAGUACUUUAAAUUUUAUAUCAUUCCCCUAUUUCACCAAUGUUUAAAAUGCAUAACUUGCUAAAAAUAGGAUUUUGAAAAGUGGUGACCCCAUUCAAGGGUUAGAUAUAUAAUGAUGCGUGUCUUACAGUGUGUUAUGCUAUAAUCAGAAAUCUGCUGCAUAUUUCUUGAUCAAAACAGUGUGUCUUUGCCGCAACAUUGACAAACUUAGGUGUGUCAGGAUUAGUUAAGAUUCCAGUCACACCUGUUUUUAAAGUACACUUUUGGAAUGUAAAUAAAUGAUAUAUUUUGAAAUAAUUCAUCUUAGCUUAUUAUAAUUUUUGCUUACUUUUUGCAUAUUUAUGUUUUAAGAUAUCUUAAGUGUUUCCUAAAAAAACAUUGGCUCUAUUCAUUCUAUAUUUUACGACAUCUAAAGUUUUUCUUUCAAAAUGACUGAAAUAUAUUUUUUCUGCGCUAUUUUGUCGGGGUACCCUAUGUAUGUGAAUUUUCAAAUUACAGGAGUCGUAUUCGUUUGAACUAAACUUUUGUUACAGGCUCUGUAAUUUCUUUUAACAGUAUUUUGAAUGAACAGAGUGUUCUUGAAAGCUCAACUAUUUAAGAGGGACCAGAUGUAAAGAACACUCAUUUUUAUUUUUGUCUCAUAUCCUUGUGUAUAAUCCAGAUGAAAUUUGGUGACAGGAUUUAUGCCCACUCUAUUUUCAACUGUACUAGCAAACUCUUUGGUAUUCACUUUUAGGCAAUCUCUUGAUCACUCAGAAGUGCAGAUCAAGUUAAUAUAUGAUAAUAUUUUUACAAGAAUUAGCCUAUGUUGUAAGAAAGCUGAUGUAUUUGGUUGUUAUUUGUACAAGUAAAAUUCAAGCUAGCCUUUUUUUUAUCCCUUUUUUUUUAGUUUUGUAUACUUCAUAUCGAGAACUAUUUUUAUUUAUUCUUACCAGAUGUGGUCCAAAAAAUAAAGGUAUAAUCUAGGUGUUAAAUUUCAUUUGUUAGUCUAAAUGCUAAUCAUUCCUAAUUUCUUUUUGCAUCAUUUGUACUAAAUAGAUUUAAAACCUAAGAAAACUUAUAGUUUACAGUGCUUCUGUUUGCUAAUUAAAAGUAUUUUCACACUAUGUGCUGGCAAGUUAUUUGAGUAAUUUCAUUGAGUGUCUCUUUGGGUUUAAUGAAAUAUUCACUUUCAAUAUCACCCUGUAUGCACUUUGUGUUAGCAAUAUUAUGAAAUUAAUUUUUAAAAUGUUAAUGUGUUAAUCCAAAAAAAAAUUCUUUAAAUUUUAUGUCUUAAAGAGUAAUUGAAACACUUAUAUCAAAUAUUUAAAAUAUAAUUCUGAUGCAUUUUUCUUUUUAUGACAGUCUAUAGUGUAUGUGUACUUAAUAAAUAUUUAUAAAACUAGGAAUGGAUUAUUCCCAAAAAUAAAAUCUUUUUUUUUUAAUUUUAUACUUUGAGCAAGACUUUUUUAUUUUAAUUUAAUAUUUGGACACGCUUCAGCAACUAGAGCUUGAUGCUUGACAUACUGUAGUGAAUCCUAUUUUUAGAACAUGUGGUCAUCUGCAGCCACUAAAGCUUGAUGACUUGACAAACUGUAGUGUUUCUGAUCUCUUGCAAAAUGUUUGAAAUAUUUUGUUGCUAUUAAUCUCACUAUGACAUGAUUUUCAUGUUUAGAAAAUGUCUAAGAGUUCCUGUUCAUGAAAUCUUUUAUUUCUGCAUUUAAAAUCAUUAACCACCAUUUUUUUGUUAAAUUUAUUUAACUGUUUCUGUCUUCAUCAAAGCCUUUUUUUUUUCAUUGAAUUUGGUUAAUUGUUAUCGUAUAGGAUAGUUUUUUUUAAGUAGGAGGUGAGAAUGAAAAGCUUCUUGCAUAUGAUAUCAUGCAUUUAACACUUUCCACUCUCAAUUAUUAGUGAUGUUUUUCUUAUAGAAUUUUUUUGUAGUAUACUAGCUUAUAUAUUAAUAUUGCUUUGUGUAGUUAAAGCAAGCAUAUAUAAUUAACUGUUGAUUGGUUACCACAAUUUUAAACAAUUGACAUUGUAUCUUUGAUCCUAGAUCUACUAAUUGAUAUUUUGAAAAGCGAUAAAAUUUUUAUAUAAGGUUAUUUACCAGGCCAUCAUGUACAAUGAUAUUAAGUCUUGUACCUUUUUUUUUGUAGCAUGCAGAGUUAAUUGGUGCUAUAUUAUCAAGAUGUAAAAUAAAAUUAUUUGUAAUCAGUAUUCAUGUAGUUGAUUUUAGCAUUAGAAUUUAUUUUUUUUUAAAUUGUAGAAUGUAAUGAUAAAGAAGCAAAUUAUAUUUUUCUUUGAAGUAAUAAUUAGAACAUACAUUAAAUUCUUCUGUUAAAAUUGUUUUUCUCAUAUGUGAAAACUAAUUUACUAUCCUUUAGCAUUUUAGUUGUAUUAUGUAUCAAAAACAAAAUUGUUUAAAUGCUUGCAUCCAAAAAAAAAAUGCUUUGUUUGUUAAAAAAUAGAAUACACUUCUGUGAUAUUUUCUGAUGAUCAAUUUCCAGAAUUUAACAAAAACACUAACAAUGUUUUGAAAGUAAUUUUUUUUGUUUUUAAAUAUGUGAGUCAUUAAUAGAAGACAUUUUUUUGUUGUAUAUUGACAAAAUUCCAUGUGAUAUUUGGACUACGAAGCAGCACACGAGGGAAAGUGGCAAUCAAUUCAGAUUUUUUUUUGUUCUCAUUAUAUCUACCAACUGUAAUUUCAUUUCUUUUUUUUUUUUAUUUUUAGUCCCACAUGACUUUUAUUCUCCACUUUGGCUGCCACUGAUUAGUUCUCUUAUUAAUAAGCAUUCAAGUAAAGUAAGUUUUUCUGAAAAAUAAAAGGAGGGGGGUACCAGCCAUACAAAGUAGGUAUGUAUUAUAUAUAUAUAUAUAUAUAUUAAUACAUAUAUUUAAACUUUCUUAUUUAACUAGCUCAUAUAACGGAUUUAGCACUUUAUUAUGUCACUCUUGUUAUAUGUGAGAUUGACUAUCAGUGUGCCGAUAUUGACAUAAAACUCAAAAGGCUGUCUACUUGCAUUUACAUUUUGGCUAUGUUCUUUUUUUUUUAUCAAGUGUAACAAUCUGCAGCAAGAUAAGGAAAAUUACUGUUAUUUAAGUUGCAUUGUAUUUUAUUUGCCAGGUUGUAUGUUUUGUCAUUUGAAAUUUAAGUUUAUUGUAAAUAUAUAUAUAUAUAUAUAUAUAUAUAUAUAUAUAUAUAUAUAUAUGCUAGUCAGAAUCAGCCAUCUUAUGUUUUUGUUUUUUUACUAUGUUUCUAUUCAUUAGUAUAACACAAGUGUCUUCUUAGUCUACUCUCACAAAAAAUCUGCCCAUGUAUUCACAAGGAAAACUUUUAAUAUGUAGAAAUAUUAGAAUGGUAACCAUAAUACCAAGUUUAUUAGAAAUGUAGAUAUUGAUGGUAGCUGUAACAUUCCUGACGCUAAAAUUUAAACUGGAAUGCAUCUAUGUUUUUUUAAAGGAUAAUUAAUCAAAACGCUUUUUUUUUUUAAAUGAACAUCUGUAGAUCCUGUUUGUUACACACAAAAAAAGCUAUACUUUAAGAAUAUACAUUAAUGUUAAAUGGGCUAUAACCAUUUUCUGUAUUUAUAUGUCAUGAAAUAGAAUCAUACUUGUAAUGACCCAAAAAGAAAGACUACUCUGUAGGAAGAGGUUCUUUUUCCUCUACUUGUCAGUAUACAAUAAAUAAAAGUAAUUGAAAUUGUGUGCAGAGCUAAACAAUAAAUAGAUCAUAUUAAUA
Molecule: messenger RNA, 8144 nt
Organism: Biomphalaria glabrata
Lineage: Eukaryota; Metazoa; Mollusca; Gastropoda; Planorbidae
Product: F-box only protein 33-like
Exons: 4
Coding region: 22-1374 (450 amino acids)
Biological process (GO): positive regulation of protein ubiquitination; SCF-dependent proteasomal ubiquitin-dependent protein catabolic process
Cellular component (GO): SCF ubiquitin ligase complex
Molecular function (GO): protein binding
Source: RefSeq, a predicted model, not a curated record